This is a messenger RNA of Pecten maximus, 3782 nucleotides long. RefSeq lists its product as uncharacterized. The transcript is spliced from 2 exons. The record is from RefSeq and is a predicted model, not a curated record. The coding region runs from base 172 to 1362 and encodes 396 amino acids. NCBI's taxonomy places the organism in Eukaryota, Metazoa, Mollusca, Bivalvia, Pectinida, Pectinidae.
AGCUGACGUUUAUCGUCAGACGACUGAUAAACAGGGAUACACACACAUAUAUAUAUGAGGACAUUAUAUACAUUUUUACAUUUAUUAUUGAGUAACUGGACAUGAAGCAAUCUGUAAAAAUUUCAAGGAAAACCUACCACUAACAACUAGAAAACAUCUUGAGUGCUACCAAUGCAAAACCGACUUCCAUCCGGUCGUGGCAACAUCCGGUCACGUGACCACCAAAUCGAGAGUGACGACUGUUGUGUCGCCUGCUGUUGCUGCUGCUGUUCAAUAUGGCUGUAUUUGUUCUGUUGCCGCAGCAUGAAAAGGACGUUACGGGUGAAGUUGUUAUGGGCUUACAUGAUGAUUCUUGGGCUCACAACAGGAGUCGUGACUGGUGUGGUAUUAUUCGGCAGUGUUGAUACAGAAAUGUCACUUUCUGACAUGCGUAUUGUAGAUAGAAAACUAUCAUCAGUAUUUUGUGACAAUGUGGACAUCGAAAGCGAAAAUUUUGAUUCAAUGUUUGAUGCUUAUUUCAUGAAACACAAACCUACAAUUCUUCCAGGUAUACGAGAAACAUAUAAUGAGACUUAUAGUAAGUUUAUCGAAGAGAAAUCUGAUGUUUACAAACAGUUUUACCUGCUAACAGGAUCGACUGUAAAAAUAACUGGACAAGUUGAUUCAUACAUUGAGCUCAGCUUAAUAAGAGGUCAAGACAAUUUUGAUAAGUAUCUCGACAGUGAUAUGCAAUGUAUAGAAUGUGUUCUGGAAUGGAGGAGUAUGUUCAAAUACGGAGUCGAAAAUAUAAAUUUCGACAUUAUGGACACAGAUCUUUACUUCUUUGUAUUUGUGAGUCGUCUGGAGGAUACUUGGAUAGACCUUCAUUUCAGACUUCGUCGAACAGUAUAUGAUACCAGUCAGAAUAUAGGCUAUUGCCCGGAUGCAACUUCCUGUGUAUUUGACUUUGAUAUGUCGACGUCCGAAACGCCCGUGGUUUUAAUACAUGCUAAAGCUAGUAAUAAACAGCAUUUCGAUGUAGAACCUAUCACUAUACAAACAUCGUGUGUUGGGAGAAGUUGGUUAUUUGUUAUAAUUUUCUUCGGACUACCUACUUUUUUAUCUAUCAUAUUAAGUAUUUUAAUUAUCAGUCGUUGUUCCGAUCCACAACCACAACAGGAAUUGCCGCAAAAUUCUAGAUAUCCAGACGAGAGGACCCCGCUACUAUGGGAUACCAUCCGGGCUCCUGCAGUAGUAGUACUUCCGCCGAAAUAUGAAGACAUAGUUCGAGCAGAUAAUAAUCUGCCGUCUUAUGAGGAGGCAACUUCAAGCAACACAAGCAUCCAACCUAGUAAUGUCAAUAUUGUUGUUCAGCAGCCGUAGCAGAUGAAGACUAUAUUCUGUGAUAUUGAAGCAGAUAUUUUGGCUCACAAUAUAUACAGCCAACCGGUGACUGUCGGUCAGCUUAGCAAUUCAUUCGAGUUAGUUAAAUCAUCAGAGACAUGUUGUGUUUUUACUUUUUCUUUUUCUUUUUUUACAUUCGUUACUUUUGAAAGUUAAUCAAAUAAAAAACAUCAAGCUUAAGUUAUAAAAAAUAAACAAUAACAAAAAAUGGUCGUACAUCAUUUUAAUUUUUUUUUUAAAUGUGAUGACUGUUGCAUAAAAAGUCCCAAUUUGAAGCAUAAUGUCCAAGUUGGGCUAGCCAAUGAUCUGGUUUAAAGUAUUUGACCUCCAAUCAAAAGGUUGUGCUAUAAGUUUUAUAAUUUGAAUAAUAAAAUAAUGGAGAUUUCGCACAUGUUGAGGAGUCCUUUCUGGUGCAUGGUAAGGGUUGGAAUUGGUAUUUCAAAACCAAAACAAAAGGCACGUGGACACCAUCAAAACUGAAUACAAUGUUCAAUUCUAGUUAGUCUUCUUAUAGAUAUCUGUAUAUGACUAAUUGUCUUUUUUUUUUUCUUUUUUUUUCUCCUUCAAAAAUAUGUUUUCGUUUGGACCAUUUUUGUUUGGUAUGACGGAUGCACCAUAUGUCCCCAUAUUCAAAUCAAUGCUUGACAUUACUUAAAUUUGUUAGAGCCUUCGCAAAAGAAGCCCAAGAUGUGCGUUCGUGGGCAUUUCAUGCGUUGUAGACUGAAUACAAUUACUAUAUCACUGUUGUACAAAUAUGUCUUGUUCUUUAUGUAAGCGUUCCCCAUAUUGUUCCAUGGCUGGUAUUUAUAAAUAUACACAUUUACUGUUUCAGUUAUUUUAUAGGAUGGAGAUAGGAUGGAUGUAAGAACAACUUUUGUUUCUUGUCCAGAUAAAUUGUAAUAAACACCUCAAAGGGAUUACAAGAGUGUUUCAUAAUACUUGUCUUAUUCUUAAGCGGUAGAAUUUUUAACAGUAAAAAUGGAGAAAAAUGAGGACUAUUCAGUAGAAGCUACAAAUAUCAUCAUUUUUUAAAUUUUAUAUAUUACAAUAGUUCCGCCAUUCAACAUCAGUCAUCCAUUGCUCAAGUUUCAGAAAAUAUAUCUCGCACCAAUGCUCGAUAUGACAUCCUCUUUCCGCCUUGGCAAUGUGAAUUAUCUCCUUGGAGCUUCAAAUCACAUCUGCGCAUGAUUUUUGCUGAUAGAACGGAUUUCUCAUGCCCUUAAUGGCAACUUUCACCUCAUCAGUAUUUGCUGCAGAUUGCUUAUAUAUUGUAUCUUUGAAAUAUACUCAGAAAUUCCAGUGAGUUCAGAUCUAGGAUGGUCAUUCCCAUUUCGUUGCGAAUUUUGAGGGAAAUCAGGCGACCCCCAAACGUUAGCGUCAGCCAUGGUAUGUGUUGCCGUGUGUUGGAAUGUGCCGUCCUGUUGUGAACAUACAGAGUUGAUAUUCGCUUAAAACAUCAAACUAGGCUUCUUUCUGACCAUGUAGAUUUCUAAUGUCUUUUUCUAAAAGUUACGUCUCUCAGUGUCAAAAUAUCUGUGUAUUAAAUUUAAUGCCAGAUUUCGAUCAAGUUUGUUUAAAAUUGGCUACAUAUAUCAUUCAUAUACUCUUAUCCAGAGAACAAAAUGAAGUCGCAUAUGCUCUGAUAAUAUUUGCAAUUGGAAAUAAGAUAAAUUAUUCUAAAAUUCCAUUCGCCUACGUCCAGUAUCGCGAUCAACUGGAACACACAUACCAAAUAGGUUGCAGUCUCGUGAUUGGGUGACCCUAACACCAACACAUGUACAUCGCAAGCUGAUAACACGGGUACAGGAGUGCAAGAUUCUGUUCAUCACGAGGUGCUCGAGGAUUUAGACACCUACAUGUAUCUACAUACACCCAUGACCCAAAAUGUCAGACAAUGACGGAUAUGGUUGUUUACAUGUGAGUGAUAUUCUGACUCAGCGAUUAUAUUAUCAAGGGGAUACGACAUGGUUAUGAAAUAAUGAACCAAUUGUCAUGACACGAGUGAUCAUUGCACCAUUAUUUGCUUUGUUGCAAAAAUUGCUAUGGCUUUCCAAACAAGUUUUCUCGAAAUUUAGACUCUUUGAAAAAAAUAAUUUUUGUUUGUUUGUUUUUAUUUUUUUUUUUCAAAAGAGAUAUCUCAAAAUAAAAGUGAAAACAAUGCCACCAUUCCUUGUGAAUAUUAAGUGGUUAUAUGAAGAAUUAUACUUUAGCGCUGAACAAUACCUACAAGUGAUAGUUUUAAUUUUUUGGGCAUUGCUUAUUUUAUUAGCAAUAUUUAUAUAUAUUGUCAUGAAUCAAACCUUUCUUGAUGUUAUAUAUUAUGAUAAAUAUUCAAUGGCUUUUAUGCUAUGAAAGAAUAAAAGCACGACCUUAACAUAGAAAUAAAAUAUUACAACACA